Messenger RNA from Brassica oleracea var. oleracea, 1278 nucleotides. RefSeq lists its product as uncharacterized. Bases 1 to 1278 code for a protein of 425 amino acids. NCBI's taxonomy places the organism in Eukaryota, Viridiplantae, Streptophyta, Magnoliopsida, Brassicales, Brassicaceae. The transcript has 3 exons. The record is from RefSeq and is a predicted model, not a curated record.
AUGAGGAUGUAUCCUUGGGGUCUUUGUGCGUAUGAUGAGCUGAUUGCAUCAAUAUUCAAAGCAAGGGAAGAUGUGCAUCUGAAGAACAGUUAUGUGUUGGAUGGAUUCUCAUAUGCGUUUCAGAUAUGGAUUAUGGAGGCAAUCCCAGACAUUGGUUCUAUGGUGGAUAAAAAGAUCAAAAACAACUUGACCAAAUUGAGAUGUAGGAAUUCGAAAGGAAGUGGAAAAGUAUCAUACCAAGAUAUCACCAUCCUAGAGUCCAACUUUCAUAAGGGAGAGCUGUUCCCGUUUAUAUCAUCUACUGGGAGCUUAGAGGCAAUUGAUAAUGCUGAGUUCUUUAGGGAAGACGAGAAGAAUGACGAAAGAGUCAGUCGCAUUGUUGCUCUGAUCAGUGCCAAACAAGACUGGAAGCAAUUCACUUGGAAAGUUGAGACUCUGCCUCCAAAUAUGGAGUUAUCUGACGCAGAAGAGGAUGUCGAAGUUGAAAAUGUCACAGAAACACAUGUGGAGGAACCGGCUGUUGUUGCAGAGGAACCGACUGUUGCUACAAAAAGGGGCAAGCGUAAGCUAAUUGAUCCUGGUGUCGAGUCUAGAAAGAAACAACUUCUUUGUCAACGGGUGGCUGAACAUAACAGUGGUGUCUCUGGUGAAAUGAAGACCUUCAUUGAAGGUUUGUUCACCUCUUCUUUCAAUUCUUUUAAGGAGCUGCUGCAGAAGGACAUACAAGAGCGUUUUGGCAAGGUCGACAAUGAGAUGGCUCAACUGAAGGAAACAGUGUCUCAGAUUACGGGUCCUGCAGAUGCAGUGGGACGAGACAGAGCAUCUGAGAUUUCCUGUCCUUCUGCAACACUUGGGAAAGACCAAGGCAAAUCAUCACAGAGUCCAGGUCCUUCAGGAGCAAAGGGAAAAGGCAAAGGCAAGGCAGCUGUGAGUGUGGAUCCUCCUCUGCUUCGUCGUAGCCCUCGGCCAGUAAGAAAGAAUUUUUCACAAUCAUCGAACUAUGUAGAUAAGGGGACGCAAGAGUCUUUACAAGACGCCAUGGGAAACCUUUCUCAAGCAUCACAUGUUAAAGGUUUUGAUCCCUCACGCAAAUUUAAGGACGAACAACCAGCAGAAUGGGUUACUCCACUUUCUUCAUUUAAGCCUCCGGAUUGGGGACCACCUACUCUCAAAGAUGAGGAAUUACUUGAGGACCAAGUGCAUGACAGUGAUCACUCACUAGUGUUUGUCCCUGAGGAUUCAUGGGCCAAACUGAUUGAGUGGUCCUCAACUUCCUAG